UAUAAUCGGCUCGGAAUCCGACCUUUCGAUUCAAGAUGGCGGAUAGUGAAGGACAAGCUUUUUCAGAAACCGAGACAAAAGAGGAUGAAGUAGAGCUUGAUUUGGAGAAAUGUGCUGCAGAAUUUGCGGAAUAUUGUCAAGUUGAUGUAAAGAAUGAGUCUAAAGUUAUGGAAGAUACCAUUGAGGAUAUGCUUGUUCGUUUGGAUGAGUUUUCUCACCUAGCUGACUCGAUACGCAAUGAUUCCUCGCAAUCCUUGAUAGAAAUUAUACCACAACUACAUGAAAGAUCUCAGGAACUUCCAACAAUCUUCAGAAAGAUUGACCAACUAGAGGCUUUUGUAAAUGCAGUCAAGAAAAAUGUGGAUGAAAUGGAAGAGAGUGUGUCAACAGCAGAAAGAGAACUUGGAAGUCAUAAAAUUCAAAAAGUUCUAAAAUCCAUACCAGGACUCAGACAGAUGACUCAGGGUCCUACAAAGCAAGAUAAAAACUUCUCAGACUGGAAAGCACCAGCUGUGUUCAAAACCACUGACUUUCUUGGUCAAGUGUCAACAGAGAAGCUUUCGGCCGAAGGUGACGUUUCUCAAGAAUCUGCAACGGGAAAUUCCUCACCUAACGAACCCGCAGAUGACAGCACAAGUCAUGAGACAGACAGAUGAAGACAGAACAAAAAAUCAUAAACAAAUUAGAAAGAAGUAAGAAUUUAUAUAUUGCCACUAAUGGAGAAUCGAGUUUUCACUUUUUAUCUGGUAGCCUACGGUGUGUUCUCUGUUCCUCUGGUGGAAAAAAAAAAUCACACAUCAGAAAAUCAUGUGUUAGUCCAGAGAAACAUUCUAAGUCGAUCAAGAAAUGGAGAACACGGGAUUGAUUCCUCCAAAUUAUAAAUCACAUCGUUACUGAGGUCUAUCGCCGUCUUUUGUAGGGUAAAUUUGACCCAAAUGUAAAAUUGAAAGUUAAAAUAGUAACGUAAGAAGUAAUUGAAUAAGGUAAUUGCAGUGGAAUAGAAGGCAUUUUCACUUACAAAUCACUGUGAGUUUGUAAAGAGAACAGUGGCAUCGAAACCAAGACAGUAUUUAAAAUACAUAGGAUGACGUCUAAUCUCAAGUGAGAAAUUGUAUUGAAAUAUUCUGCAAGGAUCAUUAUUGAAUUGCAGCAACAUCUCUAUCAAAACAAAGGGUUCUGUCCUCGUGUACCGGUUCACAAGAGCCAAUACAAAAGACCAAAC
Molecule: messenger RNA, 1222 nt
Organism: Stylophora pistillata
Lineage: Eukaryota; Metazoa; Cnidaria; Anthozoa; Scleractinia; Pocilloporidae
Product: biogenesis of lysosome-related organelles complex 1 subunit 4
Cellular component (GO): BLOC-1 complex
Source: RefSeq, a predicted model, not a curated record